Molecule: messenger RNA, 4410 nt
Organism: Chanos chanos (milkfish)
Lineage: Eukaryota; Metazoa; Chordata; Actinopteri; Gonorynchiformes; Chanidae
Gene: nos1
Product: nitric oxide synthase 1 (neuronal)
Exons: 28
Biological process (GO): nitric oxide biosynthetic process
Molecular function (GO): heme binding; NADP binding; flavin adenine dinucleotide binding
Source: RefSeq, a predicted model, not a curated record
AUGCAGGAGUCCGAGAGCCCUAGCGUCUGCCAGCUCCAGCCGAACAUCAUCUCCGUACGUCUCUUCAAGAGGAAAGUGGGGGGCUUGGGCUUCCUGGUGAAGCAGCGCGUCUGCAAGCCGCCCGUCAUUGUCUCGGACCUGAUCCGGGGCGGGGCGGCCGAGGAGUGCGGUCUGGUCCAGGUGGGCGACAUCGUCCUGGCCGUCAACAACAAGCCGCUCGUGGACAUGAGCUAUGAGCGCGCCCUCGAGACCCUGAAGAACGUGUUGCCCGAAAGCCACGCCGUGCUCAUUCUUCGAGGUCCAGAGGGGUUCAGCACCCACCUGGAGACCACGCUGAGCGGAGACGGGCGUCCCAGGACCAUCCGGGUCACCAGGCCCCUGUUCCCAAUGUCCAAAUCCUACGACCGCUGCUCACCCGUCACGCAGGGAAGCAAGGAGCUGAGGGCCAUCGAAAACCUGUCUUCAGCUUCGACGCCACGGAAAGACUCCAAACCCUUGAUCCCUCUGAUCAGCCAGGACAACCUCCUGAGGGAUGGGAGCUGCACCCCCCUCCUCAAUGGGGUAGAGGAGAACAACGACCUGAUGAAGGAGAUCGAGCCCGUCCUGAAACUGAUCAAAAACAGCAAGAAGGACAUCAAUGGAGAGGGUCAGAAGAUGACUGAGAGGAGAGAUGCAGAGGUUCAAGUGGAGAGAGACCUUGGCAUGGGAAACGGCACGGCCCCGCAGCUGGCGUCUGAUAACGACAGAGUGUUUGACGACCUCUGGACGAAGGACAAAAUGCCCACAGUGCUAAAUAAUCCAUAUUCUGAAAGCGACAAGCCACCAAUCCAAGGAAGAGCGUCCCCCACUAAGACUCUACAGAACGGCAGUCCGUCCAAAUGUCCCCGUUUCAUGAAAAUUAAAAACUGGGAGACAGGAAUAGUCUAUAAUGACACUCUCCACAUGAAUUCGAGCAAGGUAAGAUCCUGGAUGAUCAAAAAGCGGCAACUGUUGUCGCUUUUCCCUGAUAAAUUUUUUUGUCUGUUUUUCGAUGAGAGCAGAUUUGGGUCUAAGGCCCAUGUCGACAGACUGGAGGAGGUUACCAAGGAGAUUGAAUCAUCUGGAACCUACCAGCUGAAAGACACAGAGCUGAUCUAUGGCGCCAAACAUGCCUGGAGGAAUGCAGCUCGCUGCGUAGGGAGAAUUCAGUGGUCCAAACUUCAGGUGUUUGAUGCCCGAGACUGCACAACAGCCCACGGAAUGUUUAAUUACAUCUGCAACCACAUCAAAUACGCCACCAACAAAGGAAACCUCAGGUCCGCCAUCACGAUAUUCCCCCAGAGGACAGAUGGGAAACAUGACUUCCGGGUGUGGAACAGCCAGCUCAUCCGAUAUGCUGGUUACAAACAGCCAGACGGAACUAUCCUGGGAGAUCCGGCAUCGGUGGAGCUGACAGAGAUUUGCAUACAGCAGGGCUGGAAGGCUCCUAAAGGGCGGUUUGACGUGCUGCCCCUCCUGCUUCAAGCCAAUGGGAACGAUCCAGAGCUUUUUGAGAUUCCCGAUGAUCUCAUUUUGCAAGUGCAGAUCACACAUCCCAAGUUUGAGUGGUUUAAAGACCUGGAUCUGAGAUGGUAUGGCCUGCCUGCCGUGUCCAGCAUGCUGCUAGAGAUCGGGGGCCUGGAGUUCACUGCCUGCCCCUUCAGCGGCUGGUACAUGGGCACGGAGAUUGGCGUCAGAGACUUCUGUGACAGCUCGAGAUACAACAUACUUGAGGAAGUAGCCAACAUGAUGGGAUUGGACACAAGGAAGACUUCCUCCCUAUGGAAGGAUCAGGCACUGGUGGAGAUUAAUAUUGCUGUUCUGCACAGUUUCCAGAUGUCCAAGGUGACCAUAGUGGACCACCAUUCGGCCACUGAAUCCUUUAUGAAACAUAUGGAAAAUGAAUAUAGGGUUCGGGGAGGGUGUCCGGGGGACUGGGUUUGGAUUGUGCCCCCAAUGUCCGGAAGCAUCACUCCAGUUUUCCAUCAGGAGAUGCUCAAUUACCGCCUGACACCAUCUUUUGAGUACCAGCCCGAUCCGUGGAACACCCACGUGUGGAAAGGAGUGAACGGGACGCCCACGAAGAAGCGAGCGAUCGGAUUCAAGAAGCUAGCCAAGGCCGUGAAGUUCUCUGCCAAACUGAUGGGCCAGGCCAUGGCCAAAAGAGUUAAAGCCACUAUUCUGUACGCCACGGAGACGGGAAAAUCGCAGGACUAUGCAAAAACUCUGUGUGAGAUUUUCAAGCAUGCCUUUGAUGCCAAGGUUAUGUCAAUGGACGAAUAUGACAUGGUGGAUUUGGAGCAUGAGACUUUGGUUCUGGUGGUCACCAGCACAUUCGGAAAUGGAGACCCACCCGAAAACGGCGAGAAAUUUGGUGCAGCUCUGAUGGAAAUGAGACACCCGACGUCCAACACGGAGGACAGAAAGAGCUAUAAGGUACGCUUCAACAGCGUCUCCUCCUACUCUGACACCCGCAAGUCCUCCAGCGACGAACCUGAGUCUAAAGCCAACUUUGAGAGCACAGGACCCCUUGCUAACGUUAGGUUCUCGGUGUUUGGCCUGGGCUCCAGGGCCUACCCACACUUCUGCGCUUUUGCCCACGCUGUGGACACGCUGUUUGAGGAGCUCGGAGGGGAACGCAUCCUACGCAUGGGCGAGGGCGAUGAGCUUUGCGGCCAAGAGGAGUCCUUCAGAACCUGGGCCAAGAAGGUUUUCAAGGCCGCAUGUGAUGUUUUCUGUGUUGGCGACGAUGUCAACAUCGAGAAAGCGAACGACUCUUUGAUCAGUAACGACCGCAGCUGGAAGAAGAGCAAAUUCCGUCUAACCUACACAGCUGAGGCACCAACGCUUACACAAGGUUGGCUCAGUUUGUCAUCACUCUAUAACAUUCACAAGAAGAAAGUUUAUGGAGCCAAACUCUUACAGAGACAAAACCUACAAAGUCCCAAAUCCAAUCGUUCGACCAUAUUAGUCCGACUCCACACCAACGGCCACGACAGCUUGCGCUAUCAGCCUGGGGACCAUCUGGGUGUUUUCCCUGGCAACCACGAAGACCUGGUCAAUGCACUCAUUGAGAAGCUGGAGGAUGCCCCGCCUGUCAAUCAAAUCAUCAAAGUCGAGUUUCUCGAAGAGAGAAACACAGCACUGGGUGUCAUCAGUAAUUGGACAGAUGAAAGUCGUAUUCCCCCAUGUACCAUCUACCAGGCCUUCAAAUACUUUUUGGACAUCACCACUCCACCCAGUCCCCUUCUACUCCAGCAGUUUGCCCCACUGGCCACCAGUGAGAAGCAAAGGAAGAAACUGGAGGUCCUCAGUAAACAAAUGAUCCUUCGGGAGACCUGUAAUGGGUUCAUGGAAAAGUAUCUUGACCAAUCACUGAUGACAUCAUUGGUUUUAUAAGCACAUACGAAAUCCUCCUUUGAAUGGCCCCUUGUUGGCUUUCCUCAAGAACACGUACAUUAAGUUGACCAGGAUCUAAAGUGAUCUCCCAUCCCAUCUCUCUAGGGUUUGCAGGAGUAUGAAGAGUGGAAGUGGUACAACAACCCCACCAUGGUGGAGGUGUUAGAGGAGUUCCCCUCCCUUCAGGUUCCCUCCACUCUGCUCCUGACCCAGCUGCCACUGCUCCAACCUCGCUACUACUCCAUAAGUUCCUCACCGGACGUCUACCCUGGAGAAAUCCACCUAACUGUUGCCGUGGUCUCUUACCGAACCCGAGAUGGGGAAGGCCCAGUGCAUCAUGGGGUUUGCUCCUCUUGGCUUAACAGCAUCGAGGCAGAUGACAUGGUCCCGUGUUUCGUCCGAGGAGCCCCAAGCUUUCACCUGCCAAAAGACCACAAAGUCCCGUGUAUCCUGGUGGGGCCGGGAACUGGAAUCGCUCCCUUCAGAAGCUUCUGGCAGCAGAGGCAAUUUGAUUAUGAAAACAAAGGAAUCAAAUCAUGCCCAAUGAUCCUGGUCUUUGGGUGUCGGCAAUCGCAGAUUGACCAUAUUUACAAAGAGGAGACGAUUCAGGCCAAAAACAAAGAGGUGUUUACAGAGCUGUAUGCGGCAUACUCCAGAGAGCCUGGCAAACCAAAGAAAUAUGUCCAGGACGUGCUCCGUGAGCAGCUGUCGGAGAAGGUGUACAAGUGCCUGAAGGAGGAAGGAGGUCACAUCUACGUGUGUGGAGACGUGACCAUGGCCGGAGAUGUCCUCAAGACCAUCCAACAGAUUGUCAAACUCCAGGGCAACAUGUCCCUGGAGGACGCUGGCUUUUACAUCAGCAGACUGAGGGACGAGAAUCGAUAUCACGAGGACAUAUUUGGUGUCACCCUGCGCACGUACGAAGUCACCAACCGACUGCGUUCUGAAUCCAUCGCUUACAUCGAGGAGAGCAAGAAAGACUCUGACGAGUAA